Molecule: messenger RNA, 237 nt
Organism: Spirometra erinaceieuropaei
Lineage: Eukaryota; Metazoa; Platyhelminthes; Cestoda; Diphyllobothriidea; Diphyllobothriidae
Source: the annotation of a GenBank genome assembly
AUGAAUCUGCCUUCAUUCUCUGUCCUCUCUCUCUCUCUCCCCACUGCUGCUGCUGCUGCCGCUGCUGCUGCUGCUGCUGCUGCUGCUGCUGCUGCUGCUGCUGCUGCUGCUGCUGCUGCUGCUGCUGCUGCUGCUGCUGCUGCUGCUGCUGCUGCUGCUGCUGCUGCUGCUGCUGCUGCUGCUGCUGCUGCUGCUGCUGCUGCUGCGUUCAUCACUAUAACAGCGAAACUCAAUUAA